UUUAGUCACCCGUGAGGCACGCCGACGUGAACGGUUGCCUCCGUUACGAGGGAGACCCACUCGCGCCGAGCGAGUCUAUUCAUUCCGCGCGACUGCACGAUACAUCGAUACACUCUGUCGAGGAAGACCGCGGUCACGUUCGAAAGAUCGACCGGCGCUGCCAUUGAAAGAGACACGACUCUCUUCCUCGCUAUCUGUCGGGAUUACACAUCUGCGCGAGAGGCUGACAGGUGAGAAUCUCACGGAGAUAAGGAAGGAUUCUCAAUAGACUUUUCCAGACUAUAUUCGACGAAGAUGCCCGCACAGUUCGAAACUGUCAACAGUCCCGUGACGCGGGAACCCGUGGUCACCAAUGGCGUACCGUAUUCCCUCGACAAUGACAUCGUCAUCACGGGCAUUUCAGGUCGCCUACCCGAAUCGGAGAAUAUCGAGGAGUUCAAGCAAAACCUGAUGAAGGGAGUAGACAUGAUCUCCGAAGACGAGCGCCGUUGGACGACCGGUAUUUACGGACUGCCGAAAAGGUCCGCCAAGGUGAAAGACAUCACCAGCUUCGACGCCUCGUUCUUCGGGGUGCAUCCGAAGCAAGCAAACGUGAUGGACCCGCAGCUUCGCAUAUUGUUGGAGAGCACGUAUGAAGCGAUCGUUGACGCAGGCAUCAAUCCGUCCGCCCUGAAGGGCACACGCACCGGUGUGUUCGUUGGUGUCUCCAGCUCGGAGUCAGACGAGUUCUGGACGAAAGACCCGGAUCUCGUAAACGGAUACGGAUUGAUCGGGUGUUGCCGAGCGAUGUUCGCCAACAGGAUCUCCUUCGCGUUCGAUUUCACCGGGCCGAGUUAUUCCUUGGAUACGGCCUGCUCGUCGUCCUUGUUCGCGUUGCAUCAGGCGGCCACGGCGAUGCGCGCCGGCGAGUGCGACGGCGCGAUCGUCGGCGGGCUGAAUCUCCUGCUGAAGCCCACAAACGCACUGCAAUUUCACAAGCUGAACAUGCUGUCCAUGGACGGCAAGUGCAAAACAUUCGACGCAACUGGCGACGGGUACGUGAGGGCGGAGGCGGUGGUGGCGGUGUACUUGCAGAGGGCAAAGGACGCGCGCAGGGUUUACGCCACGGUGGUGCACACCAAGACGAAUACGGACGGCAACAAGUCGCAGGGUAUCACUUACCCGAGCGGUGACAUGCAGAACCAGCUGAUGCGCGAGGUGUAUUCCGAGGCGGGCCUCAGCCCCGCGGACGUGACUUACGUGGAGGCGCACGGGACUGGCACGAAGGUGGGCGACCCGGAGGAGGUCAAUUCCAUCGACCGGCUGUUCUGCAAAGACAGGAAGACACCUCUGCUGCUCGGCUCGGUCAAGUCCAACAUGGGACACGCGGAAUCCGCCAGCGGCCUGUGCGCGCUCGCCAAGGUGUUGAUCGCGAUGGAAGCGGCCGUGAUUCCCCCGAACUUGCACUUCCACACUCCGAACCCGCUUAUACCCGCCUUGGUCGAGGGCCGUAUUCGCGUGGUCGACGAGGCCACGCCGUGGAACGGCGGACUCACGGCGAUCAAUUCGUUCGGUUUCGGCGGCGCGAACGCGCACAUACUUCUGCGCAGUAACCCGAAGCCGAAGCUGCCAUCGGCGCCGGACACCUCGCAGCUGAAGAAGCUGAUCGCAGUGUCGGGUCGCACGGAGGAGGCCGUGCGCGCGUUGCUGGACGAGGCGCUGCAGCAUCGCAAGGACGACGAGUUCCACGCGCUGCUGCACGCCUUGCACAAGAGCGACAUACCGGGGCACAGAGUCCGCGGCUGCGAAGUACUCAGCGUCGAUGGCACGCGUGAGAUCGUCGAGGUGUCGCGGCAGGAGGAGCGACGUCCCGUCUGGUUCAUCUUCUCCGGCAUGGGCACGCAGUGGCCGGGUAUGGGCCGGGCGUUGCUCGGCAUCGAGACCUUCCAACGUAGUCUGCGACGGUGCGCGGACGCGUUGAAACCCUACGGUAUCGACCUGAUGAACAUCAUCGGCAUCGACGGCGGCACAGCUGAGAACGUGAUGGAGACGUUCGUGGCGAUCGCGGCGAUCCAGGUCGCCCUGGUCGACGUGAUGACGCUGAUCGGCGUCCAACCGGACGGCAUCGUCGGCCACUCGGUCGGAGAAUUGGGCUGCGCGUACGCCGACGGCUCGUUCACGCCCGAACAGACCGUGUUGGCCGCCUACUGCAGAGGCAAGGCGAUCAUGGAGGCGAAACUGGAGCCAGGCUCUAUGGCGGCGGUCGGCCUCAGUUGGGAGGACGCGAGGAAGAUGUGCCCGGCCGACGUCACCCCGGCGUGCCACAAUGCCGCGGACUCGGUCACCAUUUCCGGCCCGGUCGAGUCCGUACGGGCGUUCGUGGAGGAGCUGAAGAGCAAGGACAUCUUCGCCAAGAUAGUCAACAGCUCCGGCGUCGCUUUCCACAGCAAACACAUCUCGUUAGCGGGGCCGAAGCUGCGCGCCUCCCUCGACGAGAUCAUACCGAGCCCGAAACGGCGCUCGGCCAAGUGGAUCUCCAGCUCGAUACCGGAGUCCGCGUGGGCCAGUCCGCUCGCGCAGUUCAGCUCGUCCGCGUAUCACGUGAACAAUCUGCUGUCGCCGGUUCUCUUCCAAGAGGCGAUCGCCCACAUCCCGGCGAACGCGAUCACGAUCGAGAUCGCGCCGCAUUGCCUGCUGCAGGCGAUUCUGCGCAGGUCGCUGCCGCAAACGGUGACGAACAUCGGCCUGCACAAACGCGACCACUCGAACAACCUGGCCUUCCUCCUGUCCAGCAUAGGCAAACUCUAUACGGCCGGCGUGCAACCGGACAUCGCCAAGCUCUACCCUCCGGUGAACUUCCCCGUUGGCCGCGGCACCCCGAUGAUCGGCUCGCUCGUCAAGUGGGACCACUCCAUCGCGUGGGAAGUGGCGUCCUUCGGGAAGACGUCGAGUCAGUCGGGAGAGACCAUCGUCCAAGUGGACCUCUCGAAGGAGACGGACGCGUACCUGGCGGGACACCAGAUCGACGGGCGCGUCAUCUUCCCAGCCACCGGCUACAUGCUGCUCGUGUGGAAGACGUUCGCGAAGCUGCGCGGAGCGGACUUCGAGCGGCUGCCGGUGGUGUUGGAAAACGUGCGCUUCCAACGCGCCACCAUCAUGCCGAAGGAGGGCUCGGUGAGAUUCUCGAUCAACAUCUUCCAGGGUAGCGGUGACUUCGAGAUCUGCGAAGGCGGCACGGUCGUCGUCAGCGGGCACAUUCGCGCGUCCACCGAUAUCAAGGCGGACCAGCUGACGUUGCCGGCGCUCUCGGCCGACGAUCAGAAGGACGUCUUGCCGUUGAACACCAAAGACGUUUACACGGAACUGAGGCUGCGCGGCUACGAGUAUCGCGACGUCUUCCAGGGGAUCAAGAGCAGCGACAACUACGGCAUCGCCGGCGAACUACGCUGGGUCAACGAUUGGGUCUCCUUCAUGGACACCAUGCUCCAGUUCAGCCUGUUGUCCACCAGCCACAGGCUGAUGUAUCUGCCGUCGAGCCUCCAGUACGCCGCGAUCGACCCCAUCGGUCACAGACGACUGGUCGAGAGGUUGCCGGACGAGGACGCCGGCUUGUUGCCGGUGUAUCGCUACAAGAACGUCAAUAUCGUGAAGUCGGGCGGCAUCGAACUGCGAGGCUUGAAGUCGUCUCCAGCGCCGCGGCGACAGCAGAACCAACCUAGCCCCAUACUCGAGCGGUCCGUAUUCCUGCCGUAUGAAAAUCCGUCCGGCUUCGCCGAGAAGGACCCGAAAGCGAGGAUGCACGCGAUCACUGUGCUGCUGCAGAUCGUUUGCGAGAACACCAAAGCGAUCAAGAUGAACAUGGUGGAAGUCGCGGACGGGCGAGCCGCCGGGAAUCUUCUAACGCCUCUCCUGCUCGAUUCGCUCUCUGGCGAGUCUUUAGUUAGCUCUGUCAAUGCACAAAUAGCCGCCGUUUCAUCGGAUGAUUACACGGCGAGUCUCGGUGAAAUGAAUUUGAACGUGGAGGUUGUGCAGCGAGACGUGAAGAGCACACCACCCGCCCAAGACGUUCAUCUCGUUGUAGCGGCAGACGUAUUGUCCGAUCAGUCGUACAUCGUACUGAAAAAUCUGCUGGCUGCGUUGAGACCCAACGGUUUUAUUCUUCUGGAAGAGGACGCGGCUCAAUUCGCUCAGGUCGACUUGAAGACCGCGCUAAAGACGACGGAUCUGGUAUUGGCCGGCACACAGGCCGAUGCCUCGGGAAAUAUUUACGUGUUGCUGAAGAAACGGUUGCCGAAGAGAGAAGAACCGAUCGUUGUACAGGUCACAGAAAGAAAUCUCUCUUGGUUGGAAGACGUGAAAGCGGCGCUGAAAAACGAAGAGAAACGAGAAGUGAUCCUGGUGUCCCAGGGCGAAGAGUUGCUCGGUUUAGUCGGCCUGAUGACGUGCAUCCGGCAAGAGAACGGCGACACGCGCUACGUCUUCAUCCGGGACAAGAAAGCUCCCAAGUUCGGCUUGAACGUGGAGUUCUACGCGAAGCAACUGGACAAAGGACUGAUGGCGAACGUGCUGUGCACAGGAGUGUGGGGUAGCUAUCGGCAUCUGCGAAUGGACCGACGGAACGACGUGCCGUGCGUGCAAAGCAAGCACGCUUACGUGAACACGCUGACUAGAGGUGAUUUGAGCAGCUUGAAAUGGAUCGAGAGUCCGUUGAGUCAGCAGCAGCGGUCCGACGAAGCGCCACUGUGUAGCGUAUAUUACGCGUCGUUGAACUUCAGAGAUAUCAUGUUGGCAACUGGCAAACUACCGCCGAACGCUUUGCCGGGGAAAUUGGCCACGGAGGAGUGCGUAUUGGGUUUGGAAUUCUCCGGGAGAACCGAGGACGGCCGUAGAGUGAUGGGAAUGUGCCUGUGUCGCAGUUUGGCCACCACCCUGCUCGCCGAUCCCCAUUUUCUCUGGGAAGUGCCCGACGAGUGGACGCUGGAGCAGGCAGCGACGAUACCGAUCGCCUACUCGACCAGCUACUACGCCCUGUUCAUACGCGGUCGACUGAAGCCGGGUGAGAGUGUGUUGAUUCACGCCGGCAGCGGCGGCGUCGGCCAAGCGGCGAUCUCUGUUGCCUUGCACGCCGGUUGCACCGUAUUCACCACCGUCGGCACACCGCAAAAGAGGGAGUACCUGAAGCGGACCUUCCCGCAGCUGAACGACAGGCACAUCGGCAAUUCCCGCGACACCAGCUUCGAGCAGAUGAUCUUCACGGAGACGCGGGGACGCGGGGUCGACCUGGUGCUGAACUCGCUGGCGGAUGAGAAGCUACAGGCCAGCGUACGGUGUCUCGCGCAGGACGGUCGCUUCCUGGAGAUCGGCAAGUACGAUAUGUCGAACGACAGCUGCCUGGGCAUGUCCUUUUUCCUGAAGAACACCACCUUCCACGGCAUAUUGCUGGACGUGCUGUUCGAGGAGCGUGGAGAGAAGAUGCAGUUAGCGAAACUCAUGUCGGAGGGGAUCGCGAGCGGCGCGAUGCGGCCGUUGCCCACUACCGUGUUCUCGGAGGAGCAGAUCGAGGAAGGAUUCAGAUUCAUGGCGACGGGCAAGCAUAUCGGCAAGGUGCUGCUGAAGAUCCGCGACGAGGAGCCGAAGAGGCUCGUGCAGCCGUCGCCGAAGGUCGUCCUCGCCGUACCGCGUACUUACAUGGACCCGAAGAAGUCGUACGUACUGGUCGGCGGCCUCGGCGGCUUCGGCCUGGAGUUGGCCAACUGGUUGGUCGCGCGUGGCGCCAAAUUCAUCGUUCUCGUGUCGCGCUCAGGCAUACGCACCGGUUACCAGGCGCUGUGCGUGCGUCGCUGGCGGGAGAGCGGCGUCAAGAUCGUCGUCUCCACGGCGGACACGACGACGUUGUCGGGCGCUGAACGCCUGUUCGCCGAGAGCGAGAAACUGGCACCGGUGGCCGGCGUAUUUAACUUGGCGGCCGUGUUGCGCGACUCUUUGAUCGAGAACUUGCAGGAGGCCGACUUCAGGACGGUGAUGAAGCCGAAGAUUGACGCGACGAGACACUUGGACGUGGUGUCCAGGAAGGCCCGUGUGCCGUUGGACCACUUCGUUGUGUUCUCGUCCAUAUCGAGCGGUCGCGGCAACAUCGGUCAAACCAAUUACGGUUUCGCGAAUUCGGCUAUGGAGAGGAUAGUGGAGGACAGACAGCGGCACGGCUUCAAAGGCCUCGCGAUUCAGUGGGGUGCUAUCGGAGACGUCGGCUUAAUUGUUGAAACAAUGGGUGGUAACGACAUCAUAAUAAGCGGCACGCAGCCGCAGCUCAUUUCGAGCUGCCUCGCAACCAUAGACGACUUCCUGCAGCAACAGCACCCGGUGGUGGCUUCCACAGUGAUAGCUGAGAAGUACAAAUCCACGGAUGGCGACAGCAAGAUGGAUCUCGUGGCAGCGGUUGCCAAUAUCCUCGGCAUCAAGGACAUGAGCUCGAUGAAUCCCGACAUUAGCCUGGCCGACAUGGGUAUGGAUUCUCUGAUGGGCACGGAGAUCAAGCAGGUCCUCGAGAGGAAUUACGACAUCGUGCUGUCGGCGCAGGACAUCCGCACCCUGACGGUCGCCAAGCUGCAGGUCAUGUCCUCGAGCAACAGCGAGGCCAUCAAGGAGCAGCUGUCUUCUAUCGCUGCGGACGCAUCUCUCGUCAAUUCUGCCAACGAAAUGCUGCUGAUGCAGUGGCCAAGCGACGAGUUGCUGCCCAAGGAAGCUCUCGUACGUCUAAAGACGAAGAGCUCCAACGGACCGGCGUUGUUUAUCGUUCACGCGAUCGAAGGUCUCACCAACUCGCUCGAGCACAUGGCCAAGGAACUGGAGAGGCCGCUGUGGGGUCUGCAGAGUGUCGAAGCAACGCCCCACGAUACGAUACAGGAGAUGGCGGAAUUCUACGUGGAAACCAUCAAGAAGGUCCAGAAAAAAGGGCCGUACCACUUGGCCGGCUACUCGUUCGGCACGAGCAUCGCCCUCGAGAUGGGUCUGCAGUUGGAGUCCGCCGGCGAGAAGGUGAUCUUGACGCUGAUCGACGGCUCGCCGGUUUACUUACUGAAGCAGGUAGAGAAGAUCGGCAAAAUAAACAUAGACGACGAUUUCACUUCAGACAGCUGCAUGAAGGCGUUGGCAUACUUCAUGAUACAAUUUAAUAGGAGCAUCAAUUUCGGUCAGGCAUACAAAAUCCUGAAAACAACAAAAACGGACGUGGAGAUGUUCAACAAAUUGGUGGAGGUCAUCGGCGAAGCGCAGUUCUCGGGCGAUGAUCUAAAGAUCGCUGGAUAUCACUUGUUCAAGAAAUUAGCAGCCGUUACGAUCUACGAUACCAACAGAAAGUUCGACGGACCGGUCACGUUAGUCAAGGCUAUAGAUACUUUUACAUCUAUGGAGAAGGACUACGGUUUGUCCAAGUCUUGCACACAACCGGUGCGAAUAGAAGAGGUGCACGGUAAUCACAGGACGAUACUGUUGGGAGAAAGCGCGAAGAAGAUCGCGAACAUCCUUCGAGCGUAGUUUGAGGAACGUACUGUUGCUUAAGAACGCCGCGCGAAAUUUCAAUUGAAAUUCGGGAAUGUGCCACGUGCGCGCGACAUCGAAGUAAAAUUGAACGAUCGAUUUACUUCGAACUAGAUUCGUGUAGGGAGGAAGUCUUUUUAGCAUAUAUGCCUUUCGUAAUUGUAUUCCAGUAUCAAUGUCAGAGGGUCUCCUGUAUUCCGCGAGAAAAAGCGGGAUCGUACAAAAUGGAGGAUGCGAUAGCCUCUCAUGAUAGUAUUUCUACGUUACCACAUAUUAGUUCAAGUUACACAGAAUCAUCUACGUAGUAUUUAAGUUUACAGGAUUACUUGAAGAAGUUAUUUCAAGGCAAUGUAUCGUAUGUUGUUUGCGAUAUGGUUUCGGAACGAGGACUCGUCGAAUCUGUCGUUAAGUUCUCAUAUGUAUACGCUGUAUCUAUUUAUUUAAAUUAUCCAGAGAACUGAGAUCUAUCGCGCAUUCCUUUGUUCCAGUUAAUAAGAUUAAUCGGUAAUGGUUUUAUACGGACUAGCAUCAUUUCCUUUAGCCGCCAUCUAACAAAAGAGAGCCUCCCACGCCUUUUCAUCGUACAAUGAAAUUGUAAAUAGACAAUGAUGAAUGAUACCAAAGCGCAAAUGUAUCGACGCAACUAUUAAUCAAUGGCGAACUCUUUCAUCCUCUCUCUUUCUCUCUCUGUCUUUCAUCGUUUCUAAAUAUUAUUAUUAAAAUGUUAUCCAGUGUCUCGUAUAAUUAGUCACAAAAUGUAUAAUAAUUCCAUAUAUUUUACAUUGCGUUACCAAUUAUUACAAAGUAACGAUUAUAACAAAGGAAAGGAGAUGCGUCUUUAAACAGCGAAAACGUUGUACUUUCUACGAACUAAGAGAAAAGAACAUUAAACACGCUGUGUAUUCGUUAUUUUCCGUUUGUGCGUGUUAUGCGUCGAAGGGAAUAACGUUAACAAAAGUUCGAAAAAGCACGUUGUACAGUUGAUAUAUAAUAUUUAUCCAAUA
Messenger RNA from Dinoponera quadriceps, 8519 nucleotides. It is a transcript of the gene FASN1, whose product is annotated as fatty acid synthase-like. Gene Ontology annotation, molecular function: oxidoreductase activity; phosphopantetheine binding; 3-oxoacyl-[acyl-carrier-protein] synthase activity. The transcript is spliced from 10 exons. The record is from RefSeq and is a predicted model, not a curated record. The coding region runs from base 295 to 7512 and encodes 2405 amino acids. Lineage: Eukaryota; Metazoa; Arthropoda; Insecta; Hymenoptera; Formicidae. Gene Ontology annotation, biological process: fatty acid biosynthetic process.